Daktulosphaira vitifoliae (grape phylloxera) is the source of this 1692-nucleotide messenger RNA. It is a transcript of the gene SamDC, whose product is annotated as S-adenosylmethionine decarboxylase proenzyme. Gene Ontology annotation, biological process: spermine biosynthetic process; spermidine biosynthetic process. The transcript is spliced from 8 exons. The record is from RefSeq and is a predicted model, not a curated record. Bases 228 to 1235 code for a protein of 335 amino acids. Gene Ontology annotation, molecular function: adenosylmethionine decarboxylase activity. Gene Ontology annotation, cellular component: cytosol. NCBI's taxonomy places the organism in Eukaryota, Metazoa, Arthropoda, Insecta, Hemiptera, Phylloxeridae.
AAGGUAACUUCUACUCCUGAAAAAACAAGCGACGCGAGUUUUAUAUGAUAAUCAAUUUGAACUAUUUAAAAGUUAUUAGCUAAGAAACAUUGAAUUGAAUAAUAUAAGACACUUGUUUAAUCUGCAGAUAAGUGUUUUAAACACGUUUUGUUUUAAAAUAAAUAAAUUAUCUACGUUUCCCCCUCUUGUGAGUAUACGGUCAUAGAAUUCCACUGAGCUCAGGUACUAUGGCUGAAGAUGAAUUCUUUGAAGGAGCUGAAAAGUUAUUAGAAAUUUGGUUUGGUCGUCAAGACGGUCAAGUAGAAAAUGGUGACUUAAGAAAAAUACCAAGAGAAAAGUUUAAAGAUCUUUUAAAACAUGCCAGUUGCGAGGUUAUCAGUUUUUCUAGCAAUGACGAAAUCGACGCAUAUGUUUUGAGUGAAAGUAGCAUGUUUGUAACAAAACGUCAGUUUAUUUUAAAAACUUGUGGCACUACUACUCCUAUAGAAUGCAUUAAACCUUUGUUGUUAUACGUUCAUGAGUAUACUGGAUUUGAUGAAGUAGAUGAUGUGUUUUAUUCACGCAAAAAUUUUGAUAGACCCGAAUUACAAAAAAACACAUAUCAAAGUUUUAAAUUGGAGAUACAAGCAUUAGAUAUUAUAUUUAAAGGCACUGGUGUAGCUAGAUGUAUGCAUUCUUCAAAAAGUGGUGACUCAUGGUUUUUAUAUGCAUUACAUCCUGUGAAAUGUUUCACUAAAGAAAAACAACAAUCUGAUCAGACUUUGGAAAUACUUAUGACACAACUCAAUCCUGAUGUUAUGCAAAUAUUUACCAAAGAACAAUCUGCUAAUGCUACUCAAGCAACUCAGAAUUCAGGUAUCGCAAAAUUAUUGCCUAAUAUGAAGAUAGAUGAUUUUCUAUUUGAUCCAUGUGGUUAUUCCAUGAAUGGAAUUGCUAAAGAGGGUCAUUAUAUGACUAUUCAUAUAACACCACAACAAGAGUUUUCAUAUGUAAGUUUUGAGACUAAUGUUCCUCAAAGUUCGUAUAAAGAAUUGAUUUCCAAAGUACUAAAAACAUUCCAACCAAAAAAAUUUAUUGUUACUAUGUUUACAAAUCAAAAAUCGCCUAGUAAAUCCAAUCAUAAGGAAUUGAAAAAUUUAACAGAGCUAGGAGAAUGGCGUCAAGAUACAAAUAAAACAUGCUCAUUGAAGAAUCAUGACCUAUCUGUAUCAUUUUACUCCAAAUAUCCCAGCUGAGAUCAACCAGUAUGGGACAAGCUUCGUUUCAAUUAUCAAAUACCAAGAAUUCCAGAUUACACAACCGUCCUAGUUUCUCUAGUCUGCAUAAAAUUAUUAGCUGUCACAGAACCACUUUAUUAUUUUACAUGGCGUCGCUUUAAAAUUGUUUAAAAGUAUUUGCAUUUUUGUUAUCAAUCACAUUAUUCUGUUAAAAUGUUAUAAAAUUUUGUUAAUUUGUAAAACAUUAAGACUUAUAUACAAUGUUUGUUCCUGAAAUGGAUACAAGUAAUUUGCUUGUUAAUUGUGAUUAUUAUAUGGUGGGUAUUUUGAUUCGAGGCAUGUACUGAAACUGAUGCGUCUCUAUAUUUUCCUUCUUUUUUUUAUUAGAUUUUCGUUUUUGUUGUUUGAAACUACACGUUCUGUUUGACUGUUCAGAUUUUCUAUUUUAAGUUUAUGACCAUGUUUAGAUUAUGCA